Molecule: messenger RNA, 729 nt
Organism: Cylindrotheca closterium
Lineage: Eukaryota; Bacillariophyta; Bacillariophyceae; Bacillariales; Bacillariaceae
Source: the annotation of a GenBank genome assembly
AUGACCAUUACGGACUUCUCCGUGCGCAAAAAGAGCUACAGCUACCUCACCACCCAGGCGAGCUACCCAAACCAUGAUUCCAAGGCGGUCCUCGAUGCCUUCGAUCCCACCAAAGAUCUUCAGUUGCAAGAUCUGAACAGCCUUGUCGAAAAGGGCAUUCAAGGAGGCGCCCCAGCCUGGUACACGGGAUGGCUCAAGGAACAGGAGAACGUCAUUAAUCUCUGGCAUCGGCCGAUGAUUAGAUACACCACGGUUGGCGAAAAGAAGGAGCCGCAUUUUGAUAAGUUGUACGUGCUGGACCACGAUGUUCUGGAGAACGGGAGCGACAAACUGGCAUUCUCUUGGCCGGCAAAGGCCUUCUCAAAAACCGAUCCGGUUAAGUUGGAGGCGUGGUUGAUAAACGAGGAGCUGGAACAGGAUCAAUCCAAGGUGUUCGUUAUGGAGGAUAUCACUGACAAAGAUCCUGAGACGGCAUACGACCUACUGGUUACGCGCAAGCGAAUGCCCAUUCCCAAGGAGUUCUUGGAUAUCACUUGGGACAGAUCAUCGGCACACGAAGUCUUGCAAUUGGUGAUUGACAGAAUCAAGGUUCUCCCCACCCUCUGGCACGAGCUAGCAAAGUGUAGGAAGCACAAAUCAAUUGGAAUUGUGCAGUCCCUACUAGACCAUGAGGCAGAGAAGUGUCAGAUAAUCAAAUCCGUAGCUGUAAUGAGAGCCUCAACGCUCUAG